AUGCAAAUGACACCUUUGUUAACAUUUCUAGCCACAAUAUUCAUUGCUCUGCCUUAUGUUCAAUCAAGCCUUAGCAACACUGGUGACAUAAACUGGUGGUGCAACCAGACACCGAAUCCGAAACCAUGCACAUAUCACAUGAGCCACAUUCCGGGACAAGAGGGUACAAAGAUUUCAAGAAAGCAAUUCUUAAACUUGGCUGAACAAUCAGCCUUGGACGGGGUAGUAUCCGAAUUAGGAUACAUAAAAUCACUGGAGCCGAAUGUUAUUAACAAUGCUGAGAGAUCAGCUUGGUCAGAUUGUUUACUGUUCUAUAAUCUCACUGUGAAGUCCCUGAGCAAGAUUGUUGAUGUGAACAAGAAAAGUACAGCUGCUGACAUUCAGACGUGGCUUAGUGCUGCGUCGACAAACAUCAUUACGUGUGACGAGGGCUUCUCUGAUGUCAAUGUGACCAACAAUAUCUAUCCACUUGUGAUUGCAAACAAUGUGACAGAGCUGAUAAGAAACUGUCUGGCUGUGAACAAGGUGUUUUUCGACCAAGAAAAAGGGAAGAGGCACAAGGGGUCUCGUAAAUCUUUUCCAGGUAAUGAUAGUGUUUUUGGGAAUGCGGACUGUGUGGUGGCUCAGGAUGGCUCUGGAGAUUACGAAACUAUUACAGAAGCUCUACAAGCAUCAGCCAAGAGACAGGAUGUCAGUCAGAGGUUUGUCAUACAAGUGAAACAGGGGACUUACGCGGAAUAUCCUGUUGUUGAGGCUGAAAUGGAGAAUGUUGUGCUAGUUGGGGAAGAUAUGGAGAACACCAUAGUUACCGGGAACCAAAGAGGUGCUCCUGGUCGAACCCUCAUGGAUACGUUGGACGGGAAAAAUGAUCUCGUCCAACGGUUAAAAAGCACUAAACAUGCCGCUAUAAUUCUAGCCGCUGGAUAUUCAUCCAACGGCCAGGAAGCUGUAUUGGAUAAGGGGUCCUUGGCAGACAUAUGCGAGAGACCAAAAGCCCUUACAAUAUAG
Molecule: messenger RNA, 1008 nt
Organism: Daucus carota subsp. sativus
Lineage: Eukaryota; Viridiplantae; Streptophyta; Magnoliopsida; Apiales; Apiaceae
Product: probable pectinesterase/pectinesterase inhibitor 17
Exons: 2
Coding region: 1-1008 (335 amino acids)
Biological process (GO): cell wall modification
Molecular function (GO): pectinesterase inhibitor activity; pectinesterase activity
Source: RefSeq, a predicted model, not a curated record